GGCACACAAACGCGUGCAGCAGCCGUCGGUCCGCCGCCUGUGACUCUCGUUCCGCUCGUGACUUCUCUCUUCUUGCCGUCGUCAAGCUCCCCCACCGCCUGAAAUUCCUUGGCCGUGGGUCAUCAACUCGCACCUGGGAGUAGCAGAAUCGGUCGCCCUUGUCCUUCUCUGCUCCCAAUUUCCUGUUGGGAAUCUAUCUCGAUUUCCUGUUGGAGCAGCGCAGCAGAGAGCGUGUUGGUCAACUUCAAUUCAGCCCCUCACGAGCUACCUCGGCGGCGGAGGCUAAUGAGCAUGGAAGCAGCAAGGGGCGGCUCAUCGAGCGCGCCCUCCGGCGGCGGAGUCUACGGCUCGCUCAAGGAUUGGUUUCUGAACUGGCGGCGGCCACAGCAUCCAACACCAACGGUGUACACCAGUGGCGGCAGCAAGUCAGGAUCAGGUACAACCCUAUCCAGCACCUACACAUCCGGAUCCGGGGCCUCCCACCUGUCAUCCUACGACCAUCGCCUGCUCAACGCGCUUGCCGUGGAGGAAAGAGCGGAGGAGCUCGCGAAAGAGAGGGCGGCGGAGCUCUGGGGCGGCGCCGACGACGGCCAGCGGCCGGAGAAAUCCAUGACCCCCAGUGGCAACUUCAGUGCGCUGGAGCGGUGGCUCAUGGGACUGGACGUCGGCUGGGUGCUCUGCAUCGCCGACGAUGCCUCCGCCGCCGCAGCGGCGGGGGGCUUGUGGCACCUCUCCGGCGCCAUGGUGCAGCGUGACUACGCGGGGAGGUGGAUCCAGGCUCUCACUGUGAUCACGCGCACCAUCCUCCGAGCUUACUCGGACCCUUUCGGCUGUGGCUUGUCCGACCUGUACAUUGUGCUCGAGGAAGAUGAGCUUGCGACGACGGAGCAGGAGCAAGAUCCGGAUCAGCUCCAGCAGUCCCGCGCGCGGUUUGCCGAGGCAGCCAUCUUGCGAAUGCUCCCCUUUGUUGAUGCCAUAGCUGCUGCUUCCAGCAUUGCCGGUGCCGGUGCCAAUGGAGCACCGGCGCCAACGCCAACCGAGAGGCUGCAGGUACUCCUGAACGUGCGUGAAGCCUUGUCCAGUGCCUCGUCCGGUAUCCAGCUAUGGCUGCACUCGGCGUCCUCGGCAGAAGCCAAGCAGAAAAGCGAUGAGGUGCUCGGUCUCCUGUCAGCGAAAGAGAGGAGAUUAGAUGAGGCCAUCUGGAACGCCAUGGAGGAUCUCAGGGCUUGCAUCCUGUCGGCACCGGACGACAAAGCUCUGUGGGGUGCUCAAAGCCCGCAGGGAUCACCUGACGUUGUCAGGGUCACCCGGUCCCUGAUAAACCACAUCAGGUUGCUGUGGGGUAAUCACAAGCUAGUGAGGCACAUCGUCGGCGUAGCAGCUGACAUUGGCGACUAUGUCCCGGAGUAUGACAGGAUCAGCUACUUCCUCUCGGGACAGGAGAUGAGCGCUGGCGAGCCUUUUGCCAGCCUGACGCUAGAGAUGGUCUCGGCCUUGGAAGAAAAGCUUGCCGAGAGAUCGGAGUCAUUCCCGGAUCACGGCCUCAGGGUCCUGUUCUUGAUCAACAACACGUGCUUCAUAUGGCAGCAGCUUCAUCCACUGCUGCUCGGCAUGGAGCGCCACAUGUCAGUGCUCGCUCGGAGAAUCGAGGACUACAUACAGAGGUAUCUGCAGGUGUCGUGGGCGCCGGUGGUGUCAUGCUUGUCCGAUCUAGCACCGCUUUGCUUUGGACGAAAUUAUAACUCCUGCCUGGCUAGAUUCGAAUCAGAAUUUCAGAAAACCUACUCUGCCCAAAAGCUCUGGAAGGUGCCGGACCCUGAGCUCAGGAGAAGGCUGCGGCAAGCUGUCACCGAGAGAGUGGUCUCAGGCUUCAGAGAGUACUUGGAACAUGACAACAUCAGCACUACACCCCCAAGGAUCACUCUGACUCCACUAGAGCUGGAACACAUGCUGCAAGAGCUAUUCGAAGGAUGAACAGAGGACAAAGUUACAUUAUAUAGUCUCCAUGUGUCUAGAGUAUUUGUUUCAUGGUGGCUUUAAGCCCCCUUUUGGAUUGCGGGAUUUUUUUUCUUUUUUUUCUUUCUGCAUUUUCCCUGUGAAAUUUAUGUGUUUCAAAGGAGGCCUUAGUGGUGCUGCACCCUGUACUGCUGCUUGACUGCUUUAGAGUACCCUGGUUUCUGAAGUUUUGUUCUUUUCAAUAAUAUAUAUCAAUCUGGAACAAAGAGCUGUCAAUAUCUUUUGUCUUGAACCA
Panicum virgatum (switchgrass) is the source of this 2251-nucleotide messenger RNA. RefSeq lists its product as uncharacterized. The record is from RefSeq and is a predicted model, not a curated record. Lineage: Eukaryota; Viridiplantae; Streptophyta; Magnoliopsida; Poales; Poaceae. The coding region runs from base 286 to 1974 and encodes 562 amino acids. The transcript has a single exon. Gene Ontology annotation, biological process: exocytosis. Gene Ontology annotation, cellular component: exocyst. Gene Ontology annotation, molecular function: phosphatidylinositol-4,5-bisphosphate binding.